This is a messenger RNA of Neoarius graeffei (lesser salmon catfish), 2534 nucleotides long. RefSeq names its product kelch-like family member 30 (gene klhl30). Gene Ontology annotation, molecular function: protein binding. The record is from RefSeq and is a predicted model, not a curated record. The coding region runs from base 609 to 2396 and encodes 595 amino acids. NCBI's taxonomy places the organism in Eukaryota, Metazoa, Chordata, Actinopteri, Siluriformes, Ariidae. The transcript has 10 exons.
AUGAGUUGACAAAAGUGUUCUGUGGCCCUGACUUCAACAAGCAGCAACAAAUAUCUUGAUUCUUUUAGACUGGUAUUUUAAGCAAUGUGAGAUUUCUGCUUUCCUCCAGCCAGGAGUUUAGAGGCCAAUUCAUGGUCAAGAUACCUUCAGAAAAUUGCUCUUUGUGAUGGGAUAGAUCCUUACAUGUUAACAAAGAAGGAUUUUUCCUGAGUUGGAAAAUUAUCCAUCUGUUGAGGUCCCCCGACAUCUCAAACUACCUGGUGCUGCAGACAUUGUUCUACAUGGCCAAACAGAUAAAAACUUGGAAGAGCAUGGAGGCAUACAGCUUUUAAUAUGUGGAUGAUUAAAGAUCUGGGGACCAAGACACAACAAGAUAAAUCCUGUAUUGUUUAUGCCCAGGUAAAUCAUUCACAAAGAUCCACAGAAACCCCUUUAAAGACCUGGGUAUUGGUGAAACAGGACGUAGAAGUUAUCACAGCUCACUGUAACUGCAUGGCUGGGGAAGCAGUUUCAUACUGUUAACUCAUAACUAUUUCACAGAAAAGUUGGUUGGGUUGUAACCCAUUAAGACCACUGGACCAUUGGUCACUGGAUCAAAAAGUGUCAUCAUGGUGCGUAAUAUGGAUGACCUGGACUUUUGCCUGUCCUCUCACUCACAGAGCAUGUUGGAGGGACUGCGUUCUCUUUGUUCCCACCCUAAUCUCGUGGAUGUUACCUUAAGUGCUGGUGGGCGGGACUUUCCCUGUCACCGGGGCAUCCUGGCUCUCUGUAGCCUCUACUUCCACUCCAUGUUCUCAGGUGACUUUGUGGAGAGCAUAGCUACACGGAUAGAGCUUCAUGAUGUGGAUCCUGAUGUGCUUGCCACACUACUGGACUUUGCUUACACUGGAAAACUCACCAUCAAUCAAGGAAAUGUGGAGGGCCUUAUAUGCACCUCAAGUCAGCUUCAAUUCCAGACAGUGCGGGCUGUCUGUAGUCGAUACCUGCAGCACCAAAUAGAUGCUAGUAACUGUCUUGGCAUACAAGAGUUUGGAGAGAUCCAUGGUUGUCCUGAGGUGGUUGCCAAAGCCAAAGCAUUUAUUUUGGAGAACUUUGAAGCAUUGCAGAAGCAUGAGGAGUUUCUGCUCCUGGAAAAGGAUAAGCUAGUGGCCUGUCUGAAGGAUGAGGAUCUACAGGUGCGGAAUGACUGUGCUCGAGCUGAGGCAGCACUUGCAUGGGUCAGGCAUUGCAGAGAAAGCCGAAUCUGUUACCUACCAGAGUUAUUGAGACUGGCGAGACUACCUCUUCUGCCUGAAUCCUACCUUUUAGAAAUCCUGUUGAAAGACCCUCUAGUUCAGGAUUUCCCAGAAUGCAAAGAAGUCCUUGAGGUUGUUUCCAGAGAGAAAAUUAAUAUAAAACCAAGUGAGGCAGUGCAGAGUCCUUUCCGAAAUGCCCCUCACAACCUGCAAGAAGUGUUGUUUGUGAUGGGUGGUCGCUCGCUUGAUGACUCUGAUGUAGAAGACGAGGAGGAAGAUGGUGAGCAAGAGAUCAGGAUUCAUCCCAGGAACUGUGCUUUCUACAAUACAAAGCUUCAGCAAUGGCAUCAGCUACCUGAUUUUCCCAACUACAACAAGUGGGGUUAUUCCACUGUCUCUUUAAACAAUGAUGUGUAUGUUACAGGAGGUUCGAGAGGUUCCCAGUCCAAUACCUGGUCAACCACAGAGACCUGGAAGUAUAUCACUCGUGAAGGGAGGUGGGUUACAGUAGCGCCAAUGUUGAGGCCCAGGACUAACCACUCCUCUGCAGCACUAAAUGGAGAGAUUUAUGUCAUUGGAGGCACUAUGAUGGACAUUGUAGAAGUAGAACACUAUGACCCAUAUAGUGACAGCUGGGCUCUGACAGCUCCUGCACUGAAAUAUGUGACCAACUUCACAGCCACUGCAUGUGUGGGGAAGCUGUAUGUCAUUGGUUCUUGCGCUGUCAAAUAUAAUGCCCUGACUCUGCAGUGCUACAACCCUGUCAUAGAUGGUUGGAGUAUCAUCUGCUCUCCAUUUAUCCCAAAGUACUUAUCCUCUCCCUGUUCUGUUUCUAUGGAUGGGGUUAUCUAUCUAAUAGCAGACAACACCAAAAAGGUGUAUCUGUAUGACCCAGAUGCUAACAUGUGGCAGAAGGUUCAGUUCCUGCACAAACUCCAUGAGAACGGAGGCAUGGUGGUUUUGGGACAGCAGCUCUACGUAACUGGGGGGCACUGGAAAGGAAUGGAGGGAGAUUAUGGUGUAGAAGUGGAGGUGUACAACCGAGCGUCCAACUCCUGGAGGGUAGAGUGUUUCCUUCCCAGGCUGUGGUACUACAGUGGCUGCUGUUCUAUCUUCAUAGACACGUCCCAAUGGCCCGAGCUCUUUCCUGAAGAGACAUAAUGCAAGGCAGUGACAUGAAGCUGUUCAGUUAUAAGCUCAACUAAUGAGCUAAGCUCAGCUAAGCUGACUAGGACUAGAAUCUCAGAUAUAUGAAGUGGACAUUUUUACUCAGUUUUUUUUUUUCAUUAUUAAAACAUA